ACGAAACCGAGAAACCAACCAGGGCAGUUCAAGGUCCGAGUGCUGACGCCGCAACCCCCCAGAAACGCGAUUCGUGACAGCAACUCCUGCACAACGGCGCUGCAGGCGGGAAGGUUACAGGAUCACCGAUUGUUCCCCGCUGGACUUGCGUCCUGCUGUAGCGACCAGGCUCGGAUUCCCGAGCCGAGCCUGCCGACGUCGCCGGCGCCCAUGCUCCGGCGAACCUCGAAACCUACCUGACCUACCCUACCUCCCCGGAGCUGCCACAACUUCUGCCAUCCCACAAACGCCGGCGCGAACCACACCAGCCAAGAUGCCCACCCAGUGGGUAGACUGGUCGAAAACGACCCGAUCCAAAGACUACCGCGGCUCCGGCUCCUUCGCCACGUUCCUCAUCAUCGGCCCGGUGUGUUUUUUCCUAGGCAUCCUCUUCGCCUCAUUUCCCUACGACUUCCCGCUGCUGUGGACGUCGGACCCGCUCACGCCGUCGUACCUGGACCACCUGGAGACGCACCUGCGCUUCAUGCACCAGUCGCCGCCGCUGAUCGCGCGCAUGCUGCACAUCAUCAUCUUCGUCGGCUUCCUCGGCUUCUUCACCAAGCUCUUCCGCCCCUCCGAGGCCAACGUGCUCUUCGACGGCGGCAGCCUCAUGCUCUACGUCAUCGCCGCCGGCGUCUACCUCAGCAACAUCGUCAAGGGCAUGCGCGCCGUCAGCCAGCCCGGCGGCCUGGCCGCUGCCGCGGCCGCGGCCGGCGCCGCCACGACGGGGAACGGGGAGGAGGGCGCCGGCAGGUCGUCGGCCGGUUUGCAUCACCGGGGCCCGCUCUCGGGCGAGCUGGUGCUCGGGCGGGAGGACAGCCUGCGGGUGAUGAGCGCGAGCAGGGUGAUCUUGGCGCUGGUGCUGGUGGGCGUGCUGGUGCUGCAGGCGGGGCAAUGGUAUGCGGAGCGCAAGGAGGCGGAUGACUAUGCCAAGGCGGAGAAGGAGGCGGCCGAGAAGAGGGCGGCGGCCGCCGCGGCGGGGAAGAAGAAGCUCUGACGACGGUUGUGGUUGCGGUGGCGUUGCUGGUGAUGGUGGUGGUGAUGUUGAUGCUGCGUUGGGGCUUGCUGGGAGGGCGUGUUUUGGAUUGAGGCCCGGUAGCGAACGAUUUGGUUAC
Molecule: messenger RNA, 1154 nt
Organism: Thermothielavioides terrestris NRRL 8126
Lineage: Eukaryota; Fungi; Ascomycota; Sordariomycetes; Sordariales; Chaetomiaceae
Exons: 2
Coding region: 314-1036 (240 amino acids)
Biological process (GO): endoplasmic reticulum to Golgi vesicle-mediated transport
Cellular component (GO): endoplasmic reticulum membrane
Source: RefSeq, a predicted model, not a curated record